AUGACGAGCCGACUUGGCACGUGGUUGUCGCCUGGCGACGAGAAUUGGGCGGUGGGCGCCGACUGGCGUGUCAUUCAAGCGUCGGAAGGCCUGCUGACUCCGGUAGGUGAUAAAUGCGACUCAUGCGGCUUCUCCGUUGACGCGUUCAUGUGUCAUUUUACCUCCCUCCACCCUCCCCCUCCCCGCAGCACUGUAACCACUCGCCAGGGGGGGAGGGGGCACUUCUCUUGGCCUGCCAUAUUGUGCAAGUGUGUGCAUGUCUGCUUGUGUGUGUGCACUGUCUCCCAGCCACCUCCCAGCCUUCUCACAGUCGUCUCAAUCCUGCAGACGCCCGUCAGACGUGUCAACUGGGCGUGUUUCCAGGGCGGGGACGAUCAAAUGAUUUGA
Molecule: messenger RNA, 387 nt
Organism: Protopolystoma xenopodis
Lineage: Eukaryota; Metazoa; Platyhelminthes; Monogenea; Polystomatidea; Polystomatidae
Source: the annotation of a GenBank genome assembly